AUGUCUUUUAUCGAUAAAGUCCCAACAUCAUCAGAGGCUGUUAUAAGAAAUGAAAUAGAUCUUUUAAAAAAUGAAAUAGAUCUUUUAAGAAAUGAAAUAGAUCUUUACAACGCCAAUAACGCAAACAAAAUUACUUGUGUAAUAAUUGAACCUAGUGGUGGAGCGUUCAUUCAUCAUUAUGAAGAUGGUCAGAUAACCAAAUUUUACGACGACGACGACAUCACCACGCACAUUGUACAUUGUGCAAAACAAAUGAUCGUGGUAAUGAGAGACGACGACUGUAAGGAACUAUACCCCCACCCCACCGAUCCUGAUAAUUAUAGAGAUCACAUCAAGACAUUAGCCGAACGCGUUCGAUCCCAGCAAGGCAGUCUGUAUAAAUCAAUAUUUGAAAUUGGAUACUGCGUAACCAAGGAUACGAGGGAAUCAUGGGGAGACUUGGCUGAUUUCGAGAGAGGAUGUAUGGUAUAUUACGAGCUUAUAAAGCUCGUUGUGGUCACUAUCGCUGGUGAACACGAUUGGAGAAAUUUCAUUAAGGGUAAUCUAUUCAACAUAGAAAUGGAUUUUACCCGUUUCAAAGAUGUAAAUAUCGAAAGAAACUGGCCAGCCGUACAAGUUGAAAUUAGAAAAAUAUGUGAGGCAUAG
Messenger RNA from Paraglomus brasilianum, 645 nucleotides. The record is from the annotation of a GenBank genome assembly. Lineage: Eukaryota; Fungi; Glomeromycota; Glomeromycetes; Paraglomerales; Paraglomeraceae.